ACGAUUUUAUUCCGGCCGGCUGUGGAAUUUGAUUGAGGAAGUCGGAGGACGCCUAAAACUUUUAUUUUUCAAAAUAUAGUUUGAUAUUUCCCCUUCCUCCGCUCAAGGGAGGAGGGGUUUUUUUUUCUUCUUGAAGUGGGCUUUGGUGUGUGGCCUCUCAGUUAGGUCCCCUUUCAGCUUCCUUGGCCCCUUCUCUCUUCUCCCCCUGUCAGCUCCGCCCAUCAUGGCGGCCACAACCAACCUGCAGAAAGCAAUAGACCUCGCUAGCAAGGCAGCACAAGAAGAUAAAGCAGGGAACUUUGAGGAAGCCCUUCGUCUGUAUCAACACGCUGUCCAGUAUUUCCUCCAUGUUGUCAAAUAUGAAGCACAGGGUGAUAAAGCAAAACAAAGCAUAAGAGCAAAAUGUACAGAGUAUCUGGACAGAGCAGAAAAGCUGAAGGAAUAUCUGAAAAAAAGAGAAAAGGCUCCCCUCAAACCAGUGAAAGAAUCUGGUCCAGCUGACGAAAAAGGGAAUGAUAGUGAUGGAGAAGGAGAAACAGAUGAUCCUGAGAAAAAGAAGUUGCAAAAUCAACUGCAAGGUGCCAUAGUCAUGGAGAGACCAAAUGUGAAGUGGAAUGAUGUUGCUGGCUUAGAAGGAGCCAAAGAAGCUCUUAAAGAAGCAGUAAUAUUGCCUAUUAAGUUUCCUCAUCUUUUCACAGGAAAGAGAACCCCUUGGAGAGGGAUCCUUCUCUUUGGACCUCCAGGAACAGGGAAAUCCUACUUAGCAAAAGCUGUUGCAACAGAAGCUAACAAUUCUACAUUCUUCUCUGUAUCUUCUUCUGACCUUGUCUCAAAAUGGUUGGGAGAGAGUGAAAAGCUAGUGAAGAAUUUAUUCCAGCUCGCUAGAGAAAACAAGCCUUCAAUUAUCUUUAUUGAUGAAAUAGAUUCUCUCUGUGGUUCCCGAAGUGAAAAUGAAAGUGAGGCAGCUCGUCGGAUUAAGACCGAGUUUCUUGUUCAGAUGCAAGGAGUUGGAACAGACAAUGAAGGAAUUUUGGUUCUGGGGGCUACAAACAUACCUUGGGUUCUAGAUUCUGCCAUCAGAAGAAGGUUUGAGAAGCGUAUUUACAUUCCCUUACCUGAGGAUCAUGCAAGAGCUGCAAUGUUUAAGCUCCACCUUGGGACCACACAGAACACCUUAACUGAAUCAGAUUAUCGAGAGCUUGGAAAAAGAACAGAUGGCUACUCAGGUGCUGAUAUCAGCAUAAUAGUACGAGAUGCCCUCAUGCAGCCUGUCAGGAAAGUUCAGUCAGCCACACACUUUAAAAAAGUGAAAGGACCAUCACUAUCUGAUCCAAAUGUUCUAGUAGACCUGUUCACUCCAUGUUCUCCAGGAGAAUCCGGUGCCAUUGAAAUGACAUGGAUGGAUGUGCCAGGAGAUAAACUACUGGAGCCUGUUGUUUCCAUGGCUGAUAUGCUGAGGUCAUUAGCUAACACAAAACCCACUGUGAAUGAACAUGACCUGGAAAAACUAAAGAAGUUCACAGAAGACUUUGGACAGGAAGGCUAAUCAAGUGACUGUUGCAAUGCUAAAUCUUCUUUUGGUAUUCCUGCCUCUCUAUUAUCAAUAAAAGAAUUGCUCUUUCCUUUAUUUCAAUACGAACUGAAGAGCCAUUUGCAAGGACCCUUGGGCUUUUGUAUAUCACUUUCCAGAAAUAUCUAUCUACUCUGAGAGCAUACUAGGAUCUUGGUGGCAAAGAAGAAAGGAAAACGUGAUGGCUUCAUUUUUAAAAUUGGCAGACCAUUCAGGUAUAAAGCCAGUUUUUUGAGUUUCAAUUUUAGGUGAUAUAUACUAGUUCUAGUUUAUAAAUAUUUAUAAACUCCUAGAGGCCUAAAAGAAAAUAAUAUAAAAGGGGAGCAGAAGAUCUGUUUGAUUGCCAAGUGCUUCAGGGUCAGUUUCUUUGCAAAAUAAUCUUCCUUCUGAACUUGCCAAUCUGAAUUUGAUAUUUGUGGCCAAAUGGGAGUUAAAAAUAAAGAAAAGUUGGAUUGGGAAGUAGAAAAGAAGACAUUGCAGUUAAAUAUAGACCAGUACUUACUGAGUACAAUAUCCAACUGGUAUUUUGUUUUCUGCUGUGUGCUAUUUAGACAUUGCCUUAAAAGCAAAAAGCAUUGUUUUAAUAAUCACCUAUAGACACUGUCACUGUGCAAUCAACCAGAGAAUAGACUAAAAAUGUAAAUAUUGUGGAAGAAGAUUCCCUCAUUCUAGUUUUCCUCCAGCUUUUUUCUUUGUAAGAGUUCAAACAAAAUAUAGAAUAUAUUCUGUUUGAUAAGAAUCCCUAAGCAAGCCUGUAAACAGGAUUUUAGCCAGCUAUUUGUUCAUGGGAAGGGAAACUAUCCUGGACUUCACCUUCUUUUCAAAGAAACAAUGGGAUCAACUACAGAUGGGCCUACUAAACAUCUCCAAGGUGCUAUAAGAUCAAAAUAGAAAUAUUUAGCUUGUUAUUAUAAUAGCUAAAUAUGUUAGAGAUUGGUUGCCAUUCCUUUAAACACAGUAUAAGGGAACACUCGUGUUUUUUAAAGGUUAUUUGCUAAGAACUAUACCUCUUAGAAAUGUGCCUGAGUGCAACUUAACCCUACUGGAGCCCGGUUCCAAUGUUGUGCUGAACCUAUGACUGAACUUAUGGCUACAGCAAGUCUUGCAUUAGUGUGGUUCUUCUUUGGCAUAGCUACGAAGAAGAGUUUGGAACAUUCUACUUCAAGUUCUGACUAACUGCAGUUUAUAGUAUCUUUUAGCUGUGUCACAUACUUGUCAAUAAGUGUGGUUUGUUUGACACAAUCCAGCCUCAGUUCAUUGGUUAUGAAGUUGGCUUCUUUAAGCAAGCCAUGGUUGAUGAUAAUCAGAGUUCCAUGCUUGGCUAUCCACUAGACUGCAGUUAAUGGAAAUAAGUGGAAGCUUCCAAACUCUCAGCUAUAACAGGGAAGUGUGCAAGCCCAGGUCUUGCUGCAGCUUUUCAUGUCACAAUAAACUAUGGCUUAGUGUAAUGAAACAAAGCCAGUGGCAGCACUGAGUUUGUGCCUUGUAGGUUUGCUCUGGGUGUAGAAAAGCAAUCACUCUAUUACCAAUGCGAUACAUUGCAUUACUGUUAUAGAAUUGGACAUUAUAGAUACUUUGUGUGUUGAAAAUUUCCAUGUGAAGUACUGUAUAGUCACCUCAGGCUUUGAUUUUAUGUACAUAGUUUGUGUACUUUCUAAAAUCAUAGAACUGAUUGAAAUUUAUUCCCAAAUGAAGUAAAACACUACAAUACUGGUGUAUGCUCCUAGAGUUUUUUUUCUCUUUGGUCAUCAAGUAUCAUUUAUGUUGUCAAAAUAACUUUAAUAAAAUCUUUUCACAUGUGGAAUAUUCUGUAGCAAGUGGAAAUUCAAAUGGCAUUUUGAGAGCUGGCAAAAGAGGGUUAUUUUACUUUUGAAGACAUAUCCUUGCAACUGCAUUUUACCACUGCAGUUUUUCAUUUAUGCCACAUGCAUUUUUAAAGAACACUAAGAACUCUUUGCUGUCCUCUUUCUGUGUUGUGUUCACUCAGAAUUUAUCCACCCAAUUUGCUACAGCUUGCUUUUGAUACAUGCUGCACUAUGCUGGCUUUCUAAAAUGUACAUCCUUGAAAAGAGUGAUGGAUUAAUACUUGAUUGCAACAUGUUGAGUUUCGCCUUACAUGACUGUUGUGAUGUGUACACUCUGAAACAAUUGGCACUUAUAUCAUGGGGACUGUAGGUCACCAAUCAAAGUUCUUGUGUAACAACUUAAAAUCCAAAAUAAAAUAAAACUGGUGUUCUAA
Molecule: messenger RNA, 3809 nt
Organism: Varanus komodoensis (Komodo dragon)
Lineage: Eukaryota; Metazoa; Chordata; Lepidosauria; Squamata; Varanidae
Gene: VPS4B
Product: vacuolar protein sorting 4 homolog B
Exons: 11
Coding region: 224-1546 (440 amino acids)
Biological process (GO): vacuole organization; endosomal transport
Molecular function (GO): ATP binding; ATP hydrolysis activity
Source: RefSeq, a predicted model, not a curated record